Funneliformis mosseae is the source of this 1407-nucleotide messenger RNA. The record is from the annotation of a GenBank genome assembly. Lineage: Eukaryota; Fungi; Glomeromycota; Glomeromycetes; Glomerales; Glomeraceae.
UAGGAUUUACAUCAAUAUCCAGUCCAGUUAAGGUUGGAUCACUUCAACAAUUUACUGUUGGAUUGAAUGAUGGGUCAACUUGGCUUAUUUAUGCCGGUGGAAGUCCCGAAUUAGUAUUGACAUUGACGGAUGGGAAAAUCGUAUGUGACUCGGGACCAUUUUCCGGUACCAUUCAAAUCGCCAAAGUACCAAAGGGUAACGACGAAGCUAUAGGUAUUUACAGCAACAGUUCUGGAACUUAUGCCACGGGCGUUGAUUUAGACGUGGAAAACGACGGAAAAGUCGGUUCAUAUACCUUUAAUUGGAAAAUUGCCGGUGACUCAUCUAAGUCAUUAUUGCAAUUUGCAUUACCGCAUCACGUUUCAUCGCUUACAUCUGGAGCCACCUCAACAUCAAUUUCAUUGACUUCGCCGUCCAAAGGACAAAUGAUAGCAUUUAGUGGCAAUUCUUGGUCAUUUACUGAACCAGAAUUAAAUAAUAUUGGAAUUCUUCCAACAAAUUUUGAGUCAUUAUUGACCGGAGAUCAAAAGGCAUUGAUCGCAGAACAAGUUAAAUUAGAUAUUGCUCAAGAUUUCACAAAACUUUCGAAUUUGGAGAGUACGUAUUUUAGUGGAAAAGUGAUGGCUAAAUUUGCCCUAGUUUGUUUGAUAGCGAAAGAUGUUAUCGUAGAUGAAGCAUUGUCGACAACUUGCAUUGAUCAAUUAAAGAAUGCUAUGCAAUCCUUUGUGACAAAUACACAAACAGUUCCUUUUCGGUACGAUAGCUCAUGGAAAGGAAUCAGCAUCGAUCGAGAUGAUCAAGGCGCAGAUUUUGGUGCUGCUUUCUAUAAUGAUCAUCACUUUCAUUACGGAUAUUUCGUUUACACCGCAGCAAUUCUUCGUCACUUGGACGAAGCAUGGGGUGCACAAAAUGGGGAGUGGGUGGAAUCCUUGAUAAGAGACGUAUCCAAUCCAUCAGCAGACGAUACAUUUUUUCCAACAUUCCGUAAUUUUGAUUGGUUUUCGGGACAUUCAUGGGCGAGUGGUAUUAUUGCUUCGGGAGAUGGUAAUAACGAAGAGUCAACAAGUGAAGAUUAUAAUUUUGUUUAUGGAAUGAAAUUAUGGGGUCAAGUUUCCAAAAGGCCACAUACUGAACAGUUAGCUGAUGUGAUGUUAGCCGUUGAAGCUAGAAGCAUGAGUACUUAUUUCUUAAUGGAAGAUGAUAAUGUUGUUCAACCUAAAAAAUUUAUUAAGAAUAAAGUUACAGGGAUUUUAUUCGAGAAUAAAGCCGAUCAUACUACAUUCUUCAGCAACACAACAGACGCUAUUCAUGGAAUCCAAAUGAUACCUGUGACUCCAAUUAUGCCAUAUAUCCGUUCAAAGAAAUUCAUUACCGAAGAAUGGAACCAAAUACUCGCACCCAUAAUCG